Molecule: messenger RNA, 1125 nt
Organism: Puccinia triticina
Lineage: Eukaryota; Fungi; Basidiomycota; Pucciniomycetes; Pucciniales; Pucciniaceae
Exons: 5
Coding region: 1-1125 (374 amino acids)
Biological process (GO): calcium ion import across plasma membrane
Molecular function (GO): calcium channel activity
Source: RefSeq, a predicted model, not a curated record
AUGACUACACAACGAGAUUGGCAACGCCGGGGAGAAGUAAUUCAACAGCUGGCAUGGUUCAAGUGUGAUUCGCCAUGCAUCCAUGUCCAAGUCACCUAUCCCCAAUUCCUUCUGGUCAUUCGGAAGCGACGGCAGUGGAUCCGGAACAGGCCAUAUUCCAUCAAGAUCUGGAAGUUCAUCAUCAUAAUCAUCAAAACCCGCCCCUGCUCAGCGACCUCCAGCCCAUCAUCCUCCCCUCCCCCGACACCCUCCAGCUCGCUCUGCUACCUCCAGGCCCUCCUUGCCGCCCAGCCCCCAAAGACCAAAGCCGCCCAGUCAAAGAUCGCCAUCUCCCCCUCCCUCACCGACCGGACCACCGGCCUUGGAUCCUUCUCCUCCCAGCCCACCGGGAACGCCUCCAACCACGACUACCGCAUCUCCGACUCCGCCGCCGGCCUGCGCACCCAAUACCUCAUCACCAACCUCGCCCCCGCCACCAACUACUCCCCCGGCCCGGUGGUCGACAACGUGCCCACCGGGAGACUGUGGCCGUACAUCUCCUUCCGGACCAAGUCCACUAAGAACUGUAGACUACUCCACGACCUGCCCUUCUGUCCCUCGGUCGCCUACGCCGUCCCGGCCAGCCCGAGCCUGUCGACGAGCGCGGUGGUGGCCCAAUACAACCGCAGCGUCAGCGGCCAUCUGGCCAACUUCUGCACGGUGGUCUCCACCUACCCGUGCAACAACGACACCAGCGGCCGGUACUCCUUUGUCACGGGCUGCGGGGACUGUUUGCGGGCGUACACGGACUGGGCCUGUGCGGUCGCCCUCCCGCGCUGCGUCGACCCUCCUGCCGCGUCCCCGGAGGCCCCAGGGACCCCCACACAGGUAGUGUUCGCCAGACCCGACCCCGCCCAUCGCUACGCGUCUGCCGAGCAGAACUGGCUCUCGAAGGUCUGCCUCCAACAGGCGCCCCAGCUCGUCGGCUGGGCGCGGAUCAAAGACUACAGCGCUGUAUCCAGUAAGACUCGUCUUCCUCCUACUGCAACCCUCCCCUCUGACGAAGAAGUGCAGGCGAUGCUGCGUGGCAGAGCCCAGGAGGCCCCGGGUGAUGAAGAUGAAGAUGGUGCCGCAGAUGGCUUCUAA